This is a messenger RNA of Rotaria sp. Silwood2, 2318 nucleotides long. NCBI's taxonomy places the organism in Eukaryota, Metazoa, Rotifera, Eurotatoria, Philodinida, Philodinidae. The record is from the annotation of a GenBank genome assembly.
UUUAAACUGUUUCAUACGCCAUAUUAUCUAUCUUGUCUUACAUAUUUGAGCGAGAUAUGUAUUUGGAAGAUAAUAAAUGAGAUACAAGAAAAUCUUUGAUAAACUAUAUCGUAUUGAAGAAUUAUUUAGUCCUGCGAUGCUAACAUAAAAAAUGAGCUACUAAAAUAUACUAAGUAUAUUGUGAUGAAUUGUGACUAAAACGAAUAGUUUAAUGCAGUAGCGGAUUUAAAGAAGGUGUCGUAAGACGAUUAUACCUCCUUCGGAAAUUUUGCAUGCUAGAAAAAACUAUAUUUUACAAUUAGAAAUGUUUAUUGUGUCAUAUGAAUUCGAUGAAUGUCUUUCUGUUUCGUUCAUAAUUCAUUUAUGAGAUUUUUAUGGAUUCGCCGUUAUUAAAUAAAAUAUAUCUAAAAUUAACCGAUGUAGGAUAAUGAAAGAUCGUGUUUUACAUCUCAGUGUUUCAUUAAUUAACACACCCACACCCUCAAUUCUCAUUAAUGCGCAAAAAUAAUUUAUUUUUUACACAAACGAGUUAUGGCUUCUCAUAAUAACGUAUAAUUUUUCCUUAUAAAUUGUACAACUUUCCUAGUUGAACGUUGUGUAAUAUUUCGUUUCUUCUUUUUUUAAUCAAAUGAAGUAAUUGAUGAAAAAAAGACUUAGAUGCAAAAUGCCAACUAUUCACAAUGUGCUACUCGUUAUUAUUCAUGUUCUCAUCGAUGUUUUAUAUGUAUUCAUAUAAAAACGAACAAAUCGAAUCUCUUUCAACACGACUAAAAGACAAGAGCAGGAUGCGUUUGUUUUCUUUGCUUUAGCUAAAAUUAAUAAUAAAAUAAUGCUAUGAUUAAUGAAAUAGAACUUAUAUUGUCUUCGAAUGUUUAACAAAUAAAACAUAAAAUUAUCUUAGGCAUAUACGAAAAAUCACCACCACCCCCCACCUUCUAGAAUCUUAGCACACCCGGCAGUUAAAUGGAAUUUUUUUACAAAAUAGUCUUCAAUAUCAAUAAAAAGUGUUUAAUAUAUAAAAAGAAUAUACUUUUAUACCCAUUUUGUUUUGGAGCGAAAUAUGUAAAAAUUCGUACUAGACCUACGUUUAGCAUUACCAAUUACGACUCUGAUGUAAUGUACAUAAAUGAUGCAUUGAUAUUAGUAAAAAUGUUUCAUGAAAAUUUUGAAUGGUCUUUCUGAAUCUCUUCUUAGAUUUUAUCUAACGUAAAAUAAAAAUUUGAAAUUUCUCAAAAAUAAAAUUGGAUAUUAGAUUAAUUCAGAAAUCUUUGUUUUAUAAAUUUCAUAAAUUUCGAAUUGAACAUAAGAAAUUAUUCAUAAAUUAACAAAUAUUAAGAUUGCUAAUAGAAAAAAAAAUUCAUCUUUUAUAUCAUGUUCAUAUCGACAUUUUUUUUUUGUUUUAAGGUGAAAGUGAAAAUUUAAAACGAUUACAAGGUGAAAGUGAAAAUUUAAAACGAUUACAAGGUAAUUUAAAGAAUGAUGAAAAUGCAAAAGUUCGUGAAAUGACUUAUCAAAAAGAAUCACUCGAUGAUGGAUUGAAAGAAGUCGAUAAAUUAAAAACUACUAUCGAAACUAAACAAGCAAGUCUGAAACAAUUGACAGAAGAAUUGAAGACGAAUAAAAGCGAUUUGAAAACUAUUGACAAUGAAAAAGAACGAUUGAAUGAUGAAAAAACAACUCUCAAUGAAGAACUCAGAGGAGCUAAAAAUGAAUUGACCAAUGCUGAAAAUCAAAAUCGUGAAGCACGUCGAAAAUAUCAAGCUCAAAAUAAUAAAGUUGAAACUCUUCGUCAAAAUGCGCAAAUGUUAAAUCAACGAAGUGAACGAUUAUCGACAAAUGCAAAGCAUAUUAAAGAAAGAUUAGAUAAUAAAACAGAACAAGUUCGUGAAAACACGGCUGCAACUGAAGCUGUCCGAGGUACACUCAAUGCUCAGCAUUUACGAUAUAAAAAUGCUCAAAGAGCAAUGGAAACAUCAAAGAAUGAUUUAGUUACAUUGAAAACAAAUAUUGAAAAUACAGAUGAAGAAAUCGUUAGAAACGAAAACAAAUUCAAUGAAUUAAAAGAAGAACUCAAUGGAAUGCAUGAGAAUUACGAUCAAAAUGAAGAUGUCAAAGCAGCGAAUUAUAAAAGACUUGAAAGAAUUGAAAAAAACUUAACUGGAUUAAAACAACAUCAUUACGAAUUACAAAAAGAUCAUACAACAAAAAUUCAUAAUAUUGCUGAAUCAAAACAAUCCGUUCGUGUAGCAGUUGUUAACACAAAUACAGUGAAUAAUACAAAUAAAAUAGCUAACAAAAAUACUCAACGGUUAAAUUAA